GGAGGCGGUCCGGUUGUUUCAGAGUCUCCGAAGCAGGAUUGCUUAGUGUUCAUUAAUACUCAAAAGGACCUGCGAGCGAGAGCGUGCGGUUAACUGUUGUUCUCCACACACGGGAUAGCCGUCUCUUUGCUUGACCGAGGAUCUUUCUCAGGCGUCGACGGCCGUUUGCCCUAUAAUUGAGAGAGAAGAAUGUCCAGCGAGGUCCAGCCGAGGCCGGACGACAGUCCCAACACGAGCGGUGGCAGCUCCGACGCUGAGCAGAGGGAGGUGGUGUCCACGGAGCAGCCUGACGACAGGGAGCGGGAGAGGGAGCGAGAACAGGCUCCUCCGAAAAAGAAAGAGGCCAAAAUCUCCAGCAAGACGGCCGCUAAACUCUCCACCAGUGCCAAGAGGAUCCAGAAGGAGCUAGCUGAGAUAACCCUUGACCCUCCUCCAAACUGCAGCGCCGGCCCAAAAGGAGACAACAUCUAUGAGUGGAGGUCGACCAUCCUGGGCCCUCCGGGGUCUGUGUAUGAGGGAGGGGUCUUCUUCCUCGACAUCGCCUUCACUCCAGACUACCCCUUUAAACCUCCCAAGGUGACGUUCCGCACGCGGAUCUACCACUGCAACAUCAACAGUCAGGGUGUGAUCUGCCUGGACAUCCUGAAGGACAACUGGAGCCCCGCCCUCACCAUCUCCAAGGUGCUGCUGUCGAUCUGCUCCCUCCUCACAGACUGCAACCCUGCGGAUCCUCUGGUGGGGAGCAUUGCCACCCAGUAUCUGACCAACAGAGCAGAGCACGACAGGAUAGCCAAACAGUGGACCAAGCGCUACGCCACAUAGGCUUGCUCUCUCUCCGGCGCUGCCCCUCCCGACACCCGGCCCUCCCCCGGUCAGCCCCGCCCCCACAACGGACUCUCCUUCAUUUCUCGUUGACUUGAAAGCUUUUUUUUUUUCUUUUUAUACAGUAUAUGUAUGCUAAGAGCAGAUCGGGAUUGUACUUUUCCAGUGUGCUGAAUGUUGGCAUGGUCGUCGAAAGCUUUAUUAUUAAUAUUAUUUGUAAUGUUAUUACUGUUCUGCUAUUGAUCUGCAUUACUGACGAGUGCGCCCCCAGAGGGGGGGUGGGGGAGUGGCGCUUCGUACCCAGUGGCUUUUGGGGAUUGUAGUAUAUUUUGUUUCAUCAUCGACUUUGCGGUGGGCGGAAAACACUUGAGACGAAGACCAGGCAGCGAUCGCUGACUUCUUUUUUUUUUUUUUUUUUUUUUUUUACAUGAAGCGGACUCUUUUCUUUUUCUUUUUUUUCCCCACCUUUUCUUUUUUUCACCCCUUGUUCCCCCCUCCCUCCUUCAUGCUGUCUAUGUGGAACACUAUGGUGCUGUCCUGUCGAUCUCGAGGUGUCCCGCACCAGUCCAGUGUGUUAUUGGGCCUGCAGCUCCAUGCAGGCAGCCAAUGGCUGUUUGUUGUUCAAAUGCACAUUGUGAGGGGGAAAAACUCAAUCGAUACUCUGUUAAGUAACUGAGUGAAUAAAUGACGUGUUUGGCUGAA
Electrophorus electricus (electric eel) is the source of this 1524-nucleotide messenger RNA. Its product is annotated as ubiquitin-conjugating enzyme E2 E2. Lineage: Eukaryota; Metazoa; Chordata; Actinopteri; Gymnotiformes; Gymnotidae. The record is from RefSeq and is a predicted model, not a curated record.